Molecule: messenger RNA, 1146 nt
Organism: Halteromyces radiatus
Lineage: Eukaryota; Fungi; Mucoromycota; Mucoromycetes; Mucorales; Cunninghamellaceae
Product: scamp family-domain-containing protein
Exons: 3
Coding region: 68-1054 (328 amino acids)
Biological process (GO): protein transport
Cellular component (GO): recycling endosome membrane; trans-Golgi network membrane
Source: RefSeq, a predicted model, not a curated record
CUUUCUUUUUUUCUUAUAUAUAUUUCUUUAUAUUUGUAUUACAUAUAUUUACAUACUAUAUAUUACAAUGGCUCAAUCAUCCGGCCCUUUCGAUGAUCCUAGUAAUCCUUUUCAAGAUCCUUCUAUCACUUCAGCUUUGAAUUCACAACAGCAACAUCAUCUUGAAGAACAAGGCACUAUCGGUGGUUAUGAAAUGGACCAAAAGACAGCUGUAGAAGAUGACUUUUUAACGGAUACUUCUUUUCAUCAUGUACAAGGUGCACACGAUCCUUUUAGUGGUAACGGUAGUAGUAGUAGUAACAACAACCAACAUGAUUUACUACAAGAACGCGAGGAAACUUUACGGAAAAAAGAACAAGAAUUGGCUGAUCGUGAACGUGCUUUGGAAGAACGACAACGACGAGGAAUAGGACGUACAGGAGCCAAUAACUUCCCACCUUGUUUUCCUAUCAUGUAUUUGGACAUUUCAGUUGAAAUUCCUGACGAACAUCAAUGGACAGUAUGGUGGUUAUAUCGUGAAUGGUUAUUAUUUGAAAUUACUUUGGUAUUGAACUUUAUUGCUUGUUUGGUCGUCCUUUUCUCUCAUCCUCCUUCUGUUACAAGUGCUCCUACUAAUAUGGGCGUGGCUUUGACUGAAAUGUUUACUCAUACUGCUGCAAGUUUCUUUCUAUGGUAUCGACCUGUUUACAAUGCUUAUAUGAAGGAAGUCUCAUUAUAUUAUUUCUUUUAUUUUAUAUUCAAUGGUUUUCAUAUUGCUUAUACCUUUUACAUGGCUGUUGGGAUUCCAAAUACGGGUGGAGCUGGAUUGAUCUUAUUGGUGACACUCUUCAGUGAUCAAUACAUCGCAUCAGGUGUCUUCACUUUAUUAGCGACUAUCUGUUGGUUAGUGAUGGGUGUAAUGGCUGUAUAUCUAUACAAACGUACUUAUGAUCAUUACAAAGCUGCUGGGCACACUUUCAAAGAAGCAAAGCAAGAUGCUAUGGUUCAUAUUGGUAAAUCGGAUGUUGCACGUGGAGCUGCUGUUAGUAUGGCAAAACAAAGUGUACGUAGAUAAAUAGCAUUCAUAUUAGUGAAUAUUGAAUAUAGAUAGUUUUUAUUCAGUUUUGUUUUAUCAAUAAACUAUUUUGUUGUAUCAUUCUUCCCUUC